UUUGCCCGGGGAUGCUCCGGGGGUGGGGCGGGUCGCCUCCUUGCCGGGCUCCUCCCGCUGCCCCGGCGCCUCGGCCACGUCUGAAAGCGGCUCAUUGUCUCUGUAGGCAGCUCGGAUGCGCGACGGUGCCGGGAGGCGGCGGGAAGGUACAGGCAGGCCGCUUUUUAAAGUGCUUCUCCUCGGUGAGAAUGGCAAGGAUUCGGAUUCCUAGCACAAUUGUUAUACUUUUUGUUACGGUUCAGACUGGAUUCUUACUCUUCAUGUAUUCCCGGUACAGUAGCUUCAUGCCUCAGUCUGAGGAGAAACCAUCUCAAGUUCACAUCCUCAUUCUCUCCUCCUGGCGGUCAGGAUCAUCUUUUGUCGGUCAACUUUUCAGCCAGCACCCCAGCGUCUUCUACCUGAUGGAGCCUGCAUGGCAUGUGUGGGUUACAAUGUACCAGAACAGUGCCAAAGUCUUGCACAUGGCAGUGCGGGACCUAGUCAGAUCAGUCUUUCUGUGUGACAUGUCUGUGUUUGAUGCUUACAUGCCUUGGAAAAGAAACUUAUCCGAUCUUUUUCAGUGGGCAGUGAGUCGGGCUCUGUGUUCAGCUCCUGCUUGUGACUCCUUUCAGCGUACUGACAUAACCAGUGAGAUGGCAUGCAAGACUCUUUGUGGACGGUACCCGUUCAGCAAGGUGGAGGAAGCCUGUAAAACUUACAGGCAUGUUGUCAUCAAGGAGGUUCGAUUCUUUGACUUGAAGGUCCUCUACCCCCUUCUCACUGAUCCGUCCCUGAAUCUCAAAAUUAUUCACUUGGUCCGUGACCCCAGGGCAGUCGUCAAGUCACGGGAACAAUCAGUCAAAGCAUUAGCCCGUGACAAUGGAAUUGUUUUGAGUACCAAUGGCACUAAAGUAGAAGACAGCAAGUACAAAGUAAUGGAAGAGAUUUGUAGAAGCCAUGUUCAGAUUUAUGAAACGGCUACUCUGAAACCACCUAAUUUCCUUAAAGAUCGCUAUUUAAUGAUCCGUUUUGAAGAUCUGGUAAGAGAUCCAUUAUCACAAAUCUCAGAAAUGUAUAAAUUUGCAAAUCUUAGUUUGACCCCCACGCUCAAAAGCUGGAUCUAUAAUAUCACACAUGGACAGGGACCAGGAAAAAAAAAAGAAGCCUUCAAAAUCACAUCUCGAGAUGCAGUUAGUGUUUCACAGGCCUGGAGAAAUGUUCUUUCCUUCCAGAAAAUUAAGAAAAUACAAGAAGUUUGCAAAGGUGCUAUAAACAUGCUUGGCUAUCAGCUGGUAGAUUCAGAAAAAGAACAGAGAGAUCUGUCAGUGGAUUUAGUGUUGCCAAGACGACAAAAUCAAUUCAGUUGGUCAUCAUUUAAUCCAAAGCACUGAGAUGUUAUUCUUGAGGGAUCUGGGCGGGGGGAGUAGGUGGUUAAAUAUUUGUCUACUGUGCAGCAUAUAGGUAAUUUGAAAACCCUUGGCUAAUGAGUUUAACUAUAUUCCUGUCUGCUGUUUUCUGUAAUGGAAGGAUGUUGGUUGGUUUUUUUUGGUUUUUUGUUGUUUGGUUGAGAUUUUUUAGUUUCAUACACCACAAAAAGAAAAAAAAGCAUGAUAAAUGCUGCGAGAUGCUUGUCAGAUUACAGAUUUACAGCUGAGCUGUCCUUUUCUCAGCGUUGUUUUAAAAUAUAAUUUAAGUACUUUCUAUUAAAAGAUGAAUUGUCAAAGAUGUUUUUGUUCAUUGAUAAUAGUUCAGUUCUGUUUUCAUGCUUUGAAUAUUUAAGAACCUCUGUUCUUAAUUUGUAUAAAUGGAACAAAGUAGAAACUCGACUCAUUCACUUUCUUCCAGAAUUGCUUGACUUUCUUCUUUUACUUUAAAGUUGUUGUUGCACUGUAUAUUUUUUUUUUAGACUUCUCUUGAUGUUUCUAAUUUUAACAUAAAAGUUGUCCAAGAGCUGGGGCAACUACAGCAGUUCUGUUGUAAAAGGCUUAAGCAGGAACCUCAUUUAUUGAUAGAUUUCUUAGUGGUUUCCCUGGAUUGGCAAAGUUUGCAAUCAGAUACUUGAAUGUGAUGUUGGCCUGGAGUGCCAAAAGCAAAAGAGAUGAAGAAACUUCGAGCAGAGUCACUGUGUGAAUAUCUUGUUAAUGCCACCUCAAUUGUGCGUUCUAACGCCGUGACACAGAAUAGGCACACACUUACUCCUGCAGCACAAUUCAUACCGUUAUCCUCUCUCUUCAGAACUACAAGUUGUUGCUAAUGGAGAUCACGGAGGAAUUUAAAGUGCCAUGGAAAUCUGCAUAUUGAUUAUGCUGCUGUAUGGAACUGAUCAAUUCAAACAACUUUGAUAGCAGAGAUGGACACUUGUGUACAGGGCUUUUGUUUGGAUUUAUGUUUUUUAAUACAGUGCAUCUCAGGA
This is a messenger RNA of Phalacrocorax carbo (great cormorant), 2392 nucleotides long. The record is from RefSeq and is a predicted model, not a curated record. Lineage: Eukaryota; Metazoa; Chordata; Aves; Suliformes; Phalacrocoracidae.